Messenger RNA from Arachis stenosperma, 1263 nucleotides. RefSeq lists its product as uncharacterized. Lineage: Eukaryota; Viridiplantae; Streptophyta; Magnoliopsida; Fabales; Fabaceae. The transcript is spliced from 2 exons. The record is from RefSeq and is a predicted model, not a curated record. Bases 26 to 1042 code for a protein of 338 amino acids.
UUGAUUUCUAUACGAGAAUUUAAGUAUGGAAAUCACCAGAAGUAGUUCUUUCCUAAUCAUUUUGCUAGUGUUAGUUUCAAGUUUGGUGGAGACAAAUGCAUAUUAUUAUAAGAAUUGUUAUGCAGGGCGUUGCAAUGGAAAAUAUAUAAGGUGCCCAGAAGAGUGCCCAAGCAGUGAAUCGAAUGAUCCCAAGGCUAAGGUUUGUCAAAUUGAUUGCGACAAACCCACAUGCAAUGCUGUUUGUAGACAGCGCAAACCAAACUGCAAUGCACCUGGAUCAGGAUGCUAUGAUCCUCGAUUCAUCGGUGGAGAUGGCAGAGUGUUCUACUUCCAUGGAAAGAGCAAUGAGCACUUCAGUCUCAUCUCUGAUUCCAACCUUCAAAUCAAUGCUCGCUUCAUCGGACACAGGCCAGCCGGCAGAGCCCGCGACUACACCUGGAUCCAGGCUCUUGGCAUCCUGUUCAACUCUCAAACCUUCUCAGUCGAAGCCACCAAGGCGGCCCAAUGGACCGACACCGUUGACCACCUCACGUUGACCUACAACGGAGACUCCAUAACUUUAACCGAAGGCACUCUUUCCACGUGGCACUCGCCGUCAAAAGACGUGAAAGUCGAGAGAGUAGCCAGCAAGAACAACGUCAUAGUAACACUGGAGAAUGUUGCUGAGAUUCUUGUCAAUGUUGUGCCGAUAACCAAGGAAGAUGAUAGAAUUCACAACUAUCAAGUGCCUAAUGAUGAUUGCUUUGCUCACUUGGAAGUUCAGUUUAGAUUCUUCAGUUUGUCCCCGAAAGUUGACGGUGUUCUUGGAAAGACUUACAGGCCGGAUUUCGAAAACCCGGCGAAGCCAGGUGUGGCGAUGCCGGUCGUUGGCGGAGAAGACAGUUACAAGACAACGUCAUUGCUUUCUCAUGAUUGUGCUUCUUGUUUGUUCUCUCAAGAAAGCUCUUCUGAGAGAGAUGCUUCUACUAAAAUGAUUACCGAAUUGGACACACUUGAUUGCACCAAGUUUUCUUAUGGAUUGGGAAUCGUUUGCAAGAAAUGAAUACCAGAAAGAAAAUUAAAAGGCAAUGGUUUAUUAGGUGAAUAUACUUGAAACCUUGCUUGAAAAAUAAGGGCACAGCCAUAAAUAAUAACGCUAUUUCUUUGUUAUUGUAAUUUGUAUGCUUUGUUGUUUGAUAAUUUGAAGUUAAACAUUGUGUUACUCUUUCGUUUAUGUGAUUCAAUUGAGCCUUUUAAAAAUAAAUUAAAUUAUUAAAUUCUAUA